Messenger RNA from Vairimorpha ceranae, 843 nucleotides. Its product is annotated as class 3 adenyl cyclase-like protein. The transcript has a single exon. Bases 1 to 843 code for a protein of 280 amino acids. Lineage: Eukaryota; Fungi; Microsporidia; Nosematidae. The record is from RefSeq and is a predicted model, not a curated record.
AUGAAAUUUUUGAAAAACAAACAUGUAAAAAUAUUAUUUAACAUGGUAUACGAACUGAUAAUAUAUUUUAUAAUAUUCAAUGUGAAUAUCCAAGAAAUGUACCACUGCUUAUGCAAUUUUUUUUACGAUACGUUUUACUUGUUUUAUAAAAGUAAAGAGAUUGCCAAACCAGAUGAUAAAGUGUUUAUAAUAUACGAUGGAGAUAUAAAGAAUUUGGAUAUUAAACAAAAUAAAAGGAAAACCAAAAGCAGUUUAAAAGACAGAGAAGAUUAUGUAAAAUGCUGGGAUUAUAAAAAUAAUAAGUUUUUAGAAACUGAUUUUACUAUUAUAGACCUUUUUAAACAUUAUUCUGAGCGUUAUAAAUUAUUAGAGAAAAUGAAAAGAUCUGUUAGACUUGAAUGCGAGGGUGUUUAUGUCGUUCUUAGUGAUAUUGCACAGAGUACAUUUUUGUGGAAUAAAGACAGAUUUAAAAUGGCUAGAUGUAUUUUUGAACAUGAUAAGAUUUGUAGUACAUUAAUUAAACAGUAUAAUGGUAUACAAGUAAGAAAUGAAGGGGAUUCUUUUCUUAUUGCUUUUAAAGACAAAGAAGAUAGCAUUUCUUUUGCAAAUAGAUUUUUUACUGAAGUUUCUAACAUUGUUUAUUCCAAAAAAGAAAAAAUUAAAGUAAAGAUAGUCGUAAACUACGAACUAAUUGAUACAAGAACGUUUAAAGGAUUAUUUUAUGCUCGUAUGGAAGAUACAUAUAAAAUUUCAAGACAUACAAAAACAAAUAAAAUAUGUCUAACUGAUAGAGUAAUAUCUAAUGAUGAUAAUAAAUUGUACUGUAUACACAAAUGUAAAUAA